GCCUUCUGCCCUGGUUUGUGUGACAGCUCACUCUCAGCCCAGUUAAUCCCCCCAGACAGACCUUCAGUCCAUAUAAGUGAUGUGUGAAAUGCUAUUUGGAUUUACUAUUAUAAACCCUGACAUCCCUUGCAAUUGUCUGAUGCUUAGAACUAUCCUUGCUGCAUGGGUACCAAAACACUCAUUGUCACAUGAUGUCUGUUUCAGGCAUCAUAACCUCUCCGCCUCUUGUACCUAUUUAUAGAGGCAUUCAGGAGCCUCUGCAGUGAGUGAUGGACUACAGGUUUAAGAUUAGGAUUAAAGAUCAGAUAUUAUCCAUUGCUGUUCUGGCAUCAAGAGAUAGCAGUGUAACAGAGAGAAAAAUCUGCAGCUUUUCUACACGGAGAAACCCUGGAGAAUGAGGAAUAUGCAGAGAGAGAAGAGAGAAAAGGGGAGAGCUCUGGGAAUAGCAGUCAGAAGGAAUCAGUUCAUAAGGCAUAGACAUUAAAGUGAUACGAGCAUAGGCUCUGAAGCAGAACAAACACAGCAAUGACAGAUCUCCAGUGGCAUUGCAGUUCCUCGCUCUGCUCUCCGUCUCCUACCAGCCAUCCUUCCUGUUUCUGCUGCAAACAUUAAACUGCUGCUCCUGCGUCACUGGACAACAAUAGACAAACACCAGCAGCCAACGGUCAUGGCAUUUGCUGGGAAGAGAUUGAAAGGCUUAAUAGCUGCCACUUUUACCCCAAUGACAUCAAACAGUGACAUCAACCUGGCGGCUAUUGAGCAGUAUGUAGACUAUCUAGUUCAGAAACAGCAUAUAAGAAAUAUAUUUGUGAAUGGCACAACUGGAGAAGGAAUGUCCUUAAGUGUCCAUGAGAGGAAGAGUCUAGCUGAAGAGUGGGUAAAGCAAGCAAGAGGCAAAAUGAACAAUGUGAUUGUACACGUGGGAUGUCUCAGCUUGAGUGAUUCAAAAGAUCUAGCUGCCCAUGCUGCUUCAUGUGGAGCUGAUGCAAUCAGUACUGUGUGCCCUUCAUUUCUCAAACCUUCCAGUUUAGAUGCAUUAGUUCUGUACCUGAAGGAAGUUGCCUCUGCUGCCCCAAGUCUGCCAUUUUAUUACUAUCACAUUCCCAGGCUAACUGGAAUAACAUACCAGAUAUAUGAACUUCUUGGGAAGGUAAAAAAAAAUAUCCCAUCAUUUCGUGGAGUGAAAUUUAGUGAUGUCAACCUUAUGGAUUUUAGCCUCUGUGUCAGUGAAUAUAAGGAAUUUGACUGUCUUUAUGGUGUGGACGAGCAACUACUAGGAGCUCUGGCUUUUGGUGCACACGGUGCUGUUGGCAGCACGUAUAAUUAUCUUGGCAAAAAAAAUGGUGACAUGAUGGCAGCAUUUGAGGAAGGAAAUUUGCUGAAAGCACGCAAGAUUCAGUGCUCUCUUCAGGAAUUCCUUAUCUUUGUGUUUGACAUGGGGUGGGGCUUAGCUGAAUUUAAAGACAUCAUGUCACAGGUAUCUGGGAUCCCACUGGGACCUUCCCGCCUUCCACUCUAUUCUUCCAUGAAAUUUGAUCAUCAUGAUAAUAUCAAGACCAAAAUGUUAAAGCUGGAUCUCAUUUGAGAAAUGAAGUAGAACUUCUGUAUCAAGAGCUUAAGAAACAAAUCCAGUCUACAGAACAGAACAAAAUAGAUCUUAUUGUAGGUUUUUGUUUAUAUACAAUGCUUUAAGUAUCUGAAUCAGAGAUGCACCAAAUUCAGAUUUAUGCUCAAUCCCAAACUCUAAAAGUGGCAGAUGAGCUUUGAUGUUUCAGAUGUAAUAUAUACAAAUGGAAAACUGCAAAUCCAUAGAAUUCAGAACAUUUUCAGUAUUUGGAAAGCUCAAACUUAGAGAUUAAGGUUUCCCAUUGCAAUUGGAAUGCCUUACUUUUUAUGAACAGCUUUCGUUACAUGGAAUCACAACCAUAAUAAAAAAUCAAAUCAAAA
Xenopus laevis (African clawed frog) is the source of this 1947-nucleotide messenger RNA. RefSeq names its product N-acetylneuraminate pyruvate lyase (dihydrodipicolinate synthase) L homeolog (gene npl.L). Gene Ontology annotation, molecular function: N-acetylneuraminate lyase activity; lyase activity. Gene Ontology annotation, cellular component: cytoplasm. Gene Ontology annotation, biological process: N-acetylneuraminate catabolic process. The transcript is spliced from 13 exons. NCBI's taxonomy places the organism in Eukaryota, Metazoa, Chordata, Amphibia, Anura, Pipidae. Bases 668 to 1585 code for a protein of 305 amino acids. The record is from RefSeq and is a predicted model, not a curated record.